Messenger RNA from Cataglyphis hispanica, 2387 nucleotides. RefSeq names its product heterogeneous nuclear ribonucleoprotein 27C-like (gene Hrb27C). The transcript is spliced from 7 exons. Gene Ontology annotation, molecular function: RNA binding. The coding region runs from base 144 to 1271 and encodes 375 amino acids. The record is from RefSeq and is a predicted model, not a curated record. NCBI's taxonomy places the organism in Eukaryota, Metazoa, Arthropoda, Insecta, Hymenoptera, Formicidae.
CGCGUCGCUUCGUUACGUUUACAUUCUGUUCUCGACGUCGCGUUGUGCGGAGCCAUUACCCUCGUCCGCGCUAAAGCAUCGUGCCAUAUUCCCACUCGCGCCCUAAAAUAGAACAGCAUUCUCGUAGUUUUAAGUGAAAUAUUAUGAGAGUGAAGACCGAAAUGGACGACGACGAAAAGGGUAAAUUGUUUGUUGGUGGAUUAUCAUGGGAAACAACCCAAGAGAAUCUCCAACGUUACUUCGGCCGUUAUGGCGAAGUUAUCGAUUGCGUCGUUAUGAAAAACAGCGAAUCUGGGCGCAGUCGAGGUUUUGGAUUUGUAACAUUCAGCGACCCUGCUAAUGUUUCCCUGGUUCUCCAAAAUGGUCCUCAUCAACUUGAUGGACGUACAAUUGAUCCAAAACCAUGUAAUCCACGCACUCUUCAGAAACCAAAACGUAGUGGUGGCUUCCCAAAAGUUUUUCUUGGUGGUUUGCCAAGUAAUGUGACGGAGACAGAUCUAAGGUCCUAUUUUACCCGCUUUGGCAAAGUUAUGGAAGUGGUCAUAAUGUACGAUCAGGAAAAGAAGAAAUCCAGGGGAUUCGGCUUUCUCAGCUUCGAGGAUGAAGAAGCAGUGGAUAGAUGCGUCGCGGAACAUUUUGUCAAUCUAAAUGGAAAACAGGUUGAAAUUAAACGUGCAGAACCGCGGGACUCGUCUAGCAAGAUGAAUGAUAGUCAUCAGGGUCAGUGGGGCCCACCUCAACAGGGUGGCCCGCCGAUGGGAAUGGCCGGGAAUAUGGGGCCUAUGGGUGGCCCGAAUGGGCAAAUGGGUGGACCUAUGAUGGGAGGACCGAUGGGUCCACCUGGUAACAUGAUGCAACAAUAUCAGGGUUGGGGCACUAGCCCCCAAACCGGAGGAUACGCCGGAUAUAGUACCCAGUAUAAUGCUCAAGGUUGGGGUGCACCACCAGGACCGCCUCAACAGCAACAAAUCCCGCCGCCGCCGCCGCAUCAGUGGGGAAGCAGCUAUAAUGUUCAACCUGCUGCAGCUACCCAGGGCUAUGGAAGUUAUGGUGAUAUGUAUUCACGGCAGAACACCGGCUCAGGUGCACCCGGAUCCAGCAGCAGUUCGGCUAAGACUCCAGAUUAUACCGGGUACUCUGCGUAUAGUAAUUACGCGGACACCACUUAUCCUCAGCGUUCGUAUCAAGGAGGAGAAAGCAACCAAGGAAGUUUAUUUCCUAGACCUCCUGUUCAUUUUACUGACUGGAUGACGCGAGGCUUGUGGACUUGAGGUAAAAAAAAUUUAAAGACGCGAAUGACGUUUAAUAUAGAACAAAAAUGUGCCCCGAUUUUUUUUUUUCUCCUGUUGUGAUUUGACUCGCUUUAAAGUCUCGGCAUCCGAUAUAAGGAAAUAUUUAGAUUCUUUAUUACAAUUAAAAUUAUUUAUGUGAGAAAAAAAUUAACACACAUUGUCGCUUAUUAACGAGAAUGCAGUAAUGCAUUAAUUCACGAAAAAGUUAUUGUAGAGUUAAUUAUUUAUUCAUAUUUAAUUAUUUUUUUAAAAAACGCAUUCAAACGCAUAUAGAAAUACGGAGAAAGAAUCAAUCUUUGCAUUUAAAUUUUGAAAUCUUAUUUUAGAUUUGCCAAACCGAGAGAAAUUAUUUUUCAUACAAAGUGAGUUAAAAAAAUCAUAACUAUUUGAAUGCACAACAUAAAAAUAUAUUUCAGAUUUGCGUUUAUUAAUCUUUCAUCACCAUCUUGCGACUUUUUGAAAAAAGUCGUGACAAAAAUAAAGCGAACACGGGCAAUCUUGUAAAAAGAUAGAUAAGGUUAAAACGCCAAACGUAUUUAAUAAAAUUGCGAUAGCGGUAAGGGAUAAGUGUAGUGGUUAGAUACGGAAAUAUAUAUAUUUAUAUGCAUAUACGGCUAUAUCUUAUGUUAAAAUGGGAAAUGUUAAUUCCCUCGUAUAUAUGUCCGAAUGCAUCUAAGAUGCACAUUGAUUUAUACUUCGAAAUGCACCUGCGUUCUGGCACCUGGUACUUCCGCGACAAUUUUUUUAAUUUUUUUUCAAAGAGUUCCGAAAAGAGAAAAUUACAACAACGAAAGAAGCGCGGAUCAGCGCGUACGAUCGUGUAAUAUUUGUAAUGUAAUGAUAAUAUUUAAUAUUAAUUAAGAGUAUGGUUAAGAAAUUAUAUAGAGUUACCCGGCGUGGUACGAUUGCUGUUGAUGGCACCAUCCCCAUUUUUACUAUCUUCUCUCGCCGCUGAUGUGCUGUAUUAUUGUUCAAAAUAUUUUGUUACAUACUGCGAAUCAAGAAGCCAGCGACAAAUGCAUUCUUUUAUAGCAUAGAGAUAAUUAAUAUUCUAUACGGAUUAAUAAACGUUCACAUUUUUAAUAGAAACAUUUA